Messenger RNA from Globicephala melas (long-finned pilot whale), 13511 nucleotides. RefSeq names its product helicase with zinc finger (gene HELZ). The record is from RefSeq and is a predicted model, not a curated record. Lineage: Eukaryota; Metazoa; Chordata; Mammalia; Artiodactyla; Delphinidae. Gene Ontology annotation, molecular function: hydrolase activity; DNA binding; helicase activity. Gene Ontology annotation, biological process: regulatory ncRNA-mediated post-transcriptional gene silencing. Gene Ontology annotation, cellular component: cytosol; P granule.
GGGGACGUUGACAAGUGGAUCCAAGAUGGCGUAGAAAGUAAUGACAGGAAUUGGAUGAAGUAAUUGAUCACUAAAGAACUACAGUGCUGGUGAGAUGUGUAAGAAAUUAUAAAGAGCUCUGAUGGGCUAUUUGGGUGAUACCCAGUGCAGUGAACUGCAGGAUUUUUGUCCCUGAGUCAUGGAAGACAGAAGAGCUGAGAAGUCAUGUGAACAAGCGUGUGAAUCACUUAAGAGACAGGACUAUGAAAUGACCCUCAAGCACUGCACAGAGGCCCUCCUUUCUCUUGGCCAGUACUCCAUGGCUGACUUCACAGGGCCGUGUCCACUGGAGAUAGAAAGCAUCAAAAUCGAGAGUCUUCUUUACAGAAUCGCCUCCUUUUUGCAGCUGAAAAACUAUGGGCAAGCUGAUGAAGAUUGUAGGCAUGGCAAGAAUGGGAUGGUAACAAAAGAUUUGACAAGACUAAAAAUACUUCUCACAGAAACGGAGACAGCAACUGGUAAUGUCCUCCCUGGAUAUCACGUGGAAGACUUAGAAGAGGGAUCUUGUAAUGGUUGGCAUUUCCGCCCACCACCUAGGGGAAUCACAAGCAGCGAGGAAUAUACUUUGUGUAAAAGAUUUUUAGAGCAAGGAAUCUGUAGGUAUGGUGCCCAGUGUACUUCAGCACAUUCCCAGGAAGAACUAGCAGAAUGGCAGAAAAGAUAUGCUUCACGGUUGAUAAAAUUGAAACAGCAAAAUGAGAAUAAACAGCUCUCAGGCAGUUACAUGGAAACCUUGAUAGAAAAGUGGAUGAAUUCAUUAUCUCCUGAGAAAGUGCUUAGUGAAUGUAUAGAAGGAGUAAAGGUAGAGCAUAAUCCUGAUCUGUCCGUUACUGUCAACACCAAAAAAUCUCACCAGACAUGGACCUUUGCUCUCACUUGUAAGCCUGCAAGAAUGCUGUACCGUGUGGCGUUGCUUUACGAUGCUCAUCGCCCUCAUUUUAGUAUCGCUGCAAUAUCUGCCGGAGAUAGUGCUACCCAGGUGUCACAAGAAGUCCCAGAAAACUGUCAAGAAUGGAUAGGAGGAAAGAUGGCCCAGAACGGAUUAGAUCAUUACGUGUAUAAAGUCGGGAUAGCAUUUAACACAGAAAUAUUUGGAACUUUUCGCCAAACCAUAGUUUUCGACUUCGGAUUGGAACCAGUACUCAUGCAGAGAGUAAUGAUUGAUGCAGCUUCUACAGAAGAUCUUGAGUACCUGAUGCAUGCAAAACAGCAGCUAGUAACCACGGCUAAGCGUUGGGAUUCUUCUUCUAAGACUAUUAUAGAUUUUGAACCUAAUGAAACUACUGAUCUGGAGAAGAGCCUCCUCAUCAGAUACCAAAUUCCUCUCUCUGCUGACCAGCUAUUUACCCAGUCCGUUUUAGACAAAUCAUUGACCAAGACCAACUAUCAGUCACGGUUGCAUGACCUCCUUUAUAUUGAGGAGAUAGCCCAGUAUAAGGAAGUCAGCAAGUUCAACCUUAAAGUGCAAUUGCAGAUUCUAGCAAGCUUCAUGCUCACUGGAGUUUCUGGAGGUGCAAAGUAUGCUCAGAAUGGACAGCUUUUUGGCCGUUUCAAGCUUACUGAAACACUUUCUGAAGAUACUUUGGCUGGACGGCUGGUGAUGACCAAAGUCAAUGCUGUUUAUUUAUUACCAGUCCCUAAAGAGAAGUUAGUACAGACCCAGGGAACCAAAGAGAAGGUUUAUGAAGCUACUAUUGAAGAAAAAACAAAAGAAUAUAUAUUUUUAAGGAUAUCCAGGGAAUGCUGUGAAGAACUUAAUCUUCGGCCUGAUUAUGACACACAGGUUGAACUUCAGUUUCAAUUAAAUCGAUUACCCCUCUGUGAAAUGCAUUAUGCGCUAGACAGGAUCAAGGACAAUGGGGUUUUGUUUCCAGACAUCACUAUGACUCCAACCAUACCUUGGAGUCCCAACAGACAAUGGGAUGAGCAGUUGGAUCCUCGGCUAAACGCAAAACAGAAAGAGGCUGUUCUGGCCGUUACGACCCCACUUUCAAUACAGCUGCCUCCUGUUCUCAUCAUCGGCCCCUAUGGCACCGGCAAAACAUUCACCCUAGCUCAGGCCGUCAAGCACAUUCUCCAGCAGCAGGAGACCAGCAGGAUUCUCAUUUGCACCCAUUCUAAUAGUGCUGCUGAUCUCUACAUAAAGGAUUAUUUACAUCCCUAUGUAGAAGCAGGCAAUCCCCAGGCAAGACCUCUCAGGGUAUAUUUCAGAAAUCGCUGGGUAAAGACUGUCCACCCAGUUGUGCAUCAGUACUGUUUGAUCUCAAGCGCACAUUCCACCUUUCAGAUGCCACAGAAAGAAGAUAUUCUUAAGCACCGAGUGGUUGUUGUUACGUUGAAUACUUCCCAGUACCUCUGUCAGUUGGACCUUGAACCUGGGUUUUUUACACACGUUCUAUUAGAUGAGGCUGCCCAGGCCAUGGAGUGUGAAACCAUUAUGCCCCUAGCAUUAGCAACUAAGGACACGCGGGUUGUCCUGGCUGGUGACCACAUGCAGCUCAGCCCUUUCGUUUACAGUGAGUUUGCCAGGGAAAGAAACCUUCACGUUUCACUGCUUGACCGGCUCUAUGAGCAUUACCCUGCCGAGUUUCCCUGCAGGAUCCUCCUGUGUGAGAACUACCGCUCCCACGAAGCUAUCAUCAAUUACACCUCUGAGCUCUUCUAUGAGGGCAAACUGAUGGCCAGUGGAAAGCAGCCAGCACACAAGGAUUUCUACCCACUAACCUUCUUUACAGCACGAGGGGAAGAUGUACAAGAGAAAAAUAGCACAGCUUUUUAUAAUAAUGCAGAGGUCUUUGAAGUGGUGGAACGUGUGGAAGAGUUAAGAAGGAAGUGGCCAGUAGCGUGGGGGAAGUUAGAUGACGGCAGUAUUGGUGUGGUGACUCCGUAUGCCGACCAGGUGUUCAGGAUACGCGCUGAACUUCGAAAAAAGAGAUUAUCUGAUGUUAACGUCGAAAGGGUGCUAAAUGUUCAAGGAAAGCAAUUCAGAGUUUUGUUUCUUAGCACAGUACGUACAAGACAUACUUGUAAACAUAAACAGACACCAAUUAAAAAGAAAGAGCAACUGCUGGAAGAUUCCACAGAGGACUUAGAUUAUGGUUUUUUAUCUAACUAUAAGCUUCUCAAUACUGCCAUCACAAGAGCACAGUCCCUGGUUGCCGUGGUGGGUGAUCCCAUUGCUCUGUGCUCUAUUGGAAGAUGCAGGAAAUUUUGGGAGCGGUUUAUUGCCCUGUGUCAUGAAAAUAAUAGCCUACAUGGAAUCACUUUUGAACAGAUCAAAGCUCAGCUAGAGGCUUUAGAACUAAAGAAGACAUAUGUGUUGAAUCCACUGGCACCUGAAUUUAUCCCCCGGGCUCUGAGAGUGCAGCACACGGGAAAUACCAACAGAUUGCAGCAGUCACCCCCCAAGGGGAAAAGCCUCCAUCAUAUCCAGAAUGAUCAUUUCCAGAAUGAUGGAAUUGUUCAGCCCAAUCCUUCUGUGCUUAUUGGCAACCCUAUUAGAGCAUAUACCCCUCCACCUCCUCUUGGACCUCACCCAAAUUUGGGGAAAUCUCCAAGCCCUGUUCAAAGAAUAGAUCCUCACACUGGGACAAGUAUUCUUUAUGUACCUGCUGUCUAUGGAGGGAAUGUAGUUAUGUCCGUGCCUUUACCUGUACCAUGGACAGGAUACCAGGGUAGGUUUGCAGUUGAUCCUCGAAUCAUUACACACCAGGCAGCCAUGGCCUACAAUAUGAACCUCUUACAGACACAUGGGCGGGGGUCUCCUAUACCUUAUGGCCUUGGGCAUCACCCACCUGUCAGCAUAGGGCAGACGCAAAGCCAGCAUCAGGAGAAGGACCAACAUGAGCAGAGUCGAAACGGUAAAAGUGAUACAAAUAAUCCUGGACCUGAAAUUAAUAAGAUUCGGACACCAGAGAAAAAGCCUACAGAAUCAAAGCAGAUGGAUUUGGAAUCAAAUCCACAGAACAGAAGUCCUGAAUCACGUCCUGGUGUUGUUUAUCCCAAAUUUCAUCGCAAAGACAAUCUCAACCCAAGACACAUAAAUCUCCCUGUUCCUGCUCCCCAUGCGCAGUAUGCAGUCCCCAGUCGCCAUUUUCAUCCACUUCCCCAGCUGCCAAGACCGCCGUUUGCAAUUCCACAGCAGCACGCCUUGUCACAUCAGCAGCAGAAUAAUUUGCCUGAACAACCAAAUCAAAUGCCGCCCCCCCCGAAUCAGGGAGUCCCGCAGCAGAAUCCGCUGGGCCAGCCGCCGCCUCAGCUCUCUGCUGCCUGUCAGGCAGGCCCCAACAGUGCUUUUUUUAAUACUCCGGUUUCUCAUCGACCACAGUCCCCUCCUGCAGAGGCUGCACUUGCUGAGCAGCAGCCCCCUCCCAUGCUGCAGGGGGGCCACAGUCCUCUGCGAGCCAUUGCGCAGCCCGGCCCCAUUCUUCCUUCACAUCUGAAUAACUUCACUGAUGAGAACCCCCCAGGACUGCCUGUAGGAGAGGCUUUAGAUCGUGUGCAUGGGAGUGUGGCUCUGGAAGCAUUACGGCAGCAGCAGGUGCGGUUACAGCAGUGGAGUGAGCAUCACGCCUAUCUCAGCCAGGGCAGUGUUCCUUACCCACACCAUCACCAUCCUCACCCUCACCCUCACCUCCAGCAUCUUCCCCAGCCGCCCAUUGGGUUACAUCAGCCACCAGUGAGAGCAGACUGGAAGCUCCCCAGCAGUGCCGAAGAUGAAGCAGAAACAGCUGACUCAAGGUUUCAAGACCUAAUCAGAGAACUGUCUAAUCGUGAUCAAAGUGAAACACGGGAACUAGCUGAGAUGCCGCCACCUCAAUCAAGACUUUUGCAAUAUAGACAAAUUCAGACCAGGAGCCCACCAGCAGUCCCCUCGCCCCCGUCCAGUGCAGACCACAGUACCCACUUUUCCAACUUCAGUGACAGCAGCAGAGACCUCGAAGUAGCCAGCAACCCAGCAUUCCCACAGCGCCUGCCGCCGCAGCUGUUCAGUUCGCCUUUCUCGUUGCCGUCGGAACACCUCGCCCCUCCUCCCUUGAAAUGCCUGCCACCUGAUGGAGCAUGGACUUUGGCCAGCUUACAGCAGAAUCGCCUGAUGGGGCCGGGUUUUCCCUAUGGCCUACCUCCACUGCCGCCCAGGCCACCGCAGACCCCUUUUGUGCACAUGCAGAGCCAUCAGCCUGCUGUCAGCCAAGAGCCCUUCCACCCGCUGUCGGCUCGCACGGUGUCGUCCUCUUCGCUCCCCAGCUUAGAAGAGUAUGAACCCAGAGGACCUGGUCGGCCCUUGUACCAAAGAAGAAUCUCAUCUAGCUCAGUCCAGCCUUGUUCUGAAGAAGUAAGCACUCCUCAAGACAGCCUUGCCCAGUGUAAAGAGCUUCAGGACCAUAAUAACCAAUCUUCUUUCAACUUUUCCUCCCCGGAGUCCUGGGUAAACACCACCUCAUCUACCCCCUAUCAGAACAUUCCGUGCAAUGGAUCCAGCAGGACAGCUCAGCCCAGAGAGUUGAUAGCUCCGCCCAAGACCGGCAAACCCCCUGAGGAUCAUCUGAAGCCUGAAAACCUCGAGGGGUCCAGUUCCUUCAAUUACAGCGUCCUGCAGCAUCUCGGCCAGUUCCCCCCACUCAUGCCCAACAAGCAGAUCGCGGAGUCGGCCAGCAGCAGCAGCCAGCAGAGCUGUGGAGGCAGCAAGCCCGCCAUGUCGUACGCCAGCGCUCUGCGGGCCCCGCCCAAGCCCAGGCCCCCGCCAGAGCAGGCCAAGAAGAGCAGCGACCCUCUGUCUCUGUUCCAGGAACUCAGCCUGGGGAGCUCAUCGGGCAGCAAUGGCUUUUACUCCUAUUUUAAAUAAUCACUUUUUUUUCCUCCAGGGAGAGUGUUUUCAUUCUGUUUGUAUCAGUAGAAUUAAGAUAGCUGGACUUCACCUAUAGAUGCACAGUUCCCUUUGUUUUAAUAUUAAGUAUGUUCUCAAUUGCUUUGCUGCUAGACUUGCAACUAAUUUUUUUUUACAGUAUAUUCCAUUAUUUUGCAUUUUUGACAUGAGUCGGAAUUUUGACAGCUUUUAUGUGGAAUAAAAAAUAUUUUUAAAUUUGUGUAUUGUUACAUAUGUUUGCAUCAAGCUAGCAGCUAAGAGAGGUUAAUUGUGCAACUAUUAAAAAAGGAGAAAAAAAGUUUGUCUAAAAUGUAUUUAAAAAGAAAAAAAAAUUGUAAGUAGCAUUUACAUUUAUUCGGUAAUAUUACCAUACGCUGGGUUUCUGUACCAGAAAUGGCCAGUUGAUGUACAAAUGUAUGUUAUUUUUGCUUAAAUUCAUUGAAAAUUUUUUAAAAAAAAAAAGGGGUCAGCAUCUUCUAAAUACUUUAAGUUUUAUCAGCUUUUUUUGGUGACAAGAUGCUGCAUUCUAAAACUUUUAUAGUUUUAGACUAUGUAUGAUGUGCUGUUGUAAUCUCCAUCCACUGUAGGAUAGAGUUAAAGGCAUUCUUUGCAGGUGUAUUUCAUAUGCCACUGUUUUUUGUAACAUGAAAAAAACAGUGGCAUACUUAAUUAUUUUUUGGACAAGCUACACUUUAAGCUUGUUUUUAAUGUUAAUUUGAUAGUGUGUGUUUUUUUUUUAAACAAAUCAUGAAGCUGAAAAAUUUUUAGGAUUGUUGGUGCUUAGUAGACUUGAUAACUAUUUUAAAAAUGCGUGAAUUUAGUAACAUCUUCUUUUCCUCACUAUGCAUGUGUAAAUGUUCGUAAUCUGGCUUCCCCCUCUCCAGUGGUAUAAAGAGUUGUGCCGCUUUAAGGUUUUUUUUCCCUCCAGUAAAAAUUUUGGUACCUUUAUUUGAUGUUUACAUUAAAAUGUGACAUUAUACAUGGCAAUUCAAAUAUUUUGCUAACUGUUUUGUUUGAGGAACAUCAUUAAAGAAGAAGUAUAAUGUUUGUCAAAGAUGUAUCAAAAUUCAUCAAAAUCUGGGGCAAGAAGCUGCCCUUGUUUUCAUGUCUUUUGAUUCUUCUAAAAGAACCCCACUGAACUUGUACAAAAAUAUACAAUUUAAACAGCUAUCUUAAAUAUCCUACAGUCUAAACAUUGUUUUGAAUGAACUUUGGUAAAAUCCAAAGAACAACGUUUACCCUCUUAAAACUUGUGGUCUUGUAACGCUUUUGCGACGAUGCAUGUCCAUAUUGUUUUCCUGAUCUAGUAGUACUACUUUUAUACUUCAGAGAUAUCUUGAAACUACAAUAUAACCUUUUUAAAAAAAACAUAAAAUAAUAAGGUAAGGUUGGGAAACACUGCAAAUCCUGAACGGACCCUCAUGAUCCGUUCAAAACUAGUUUUCUUCCGGAAGACUGCCUUUGAAUAGGCCAUCGUCUAUUCGCGGUCCAUUUUUAAAGCAGAGUUGAAAAGUGGAGGGCAAAGAAAAGCGUCUGCGACGGGAGUUUAGUUGGUGUCAGCCAGCAGUAGUCCCCUGUAAGCCUCGGACAGUUUGGGAGAAGAGAGUGCCUUUAGUUAAAGGCUGUCAAGCUCUUUAAGAGAAGAGAACCUCUUUUUUAUUCAGUUCUGUCCUUCUGCCCAGAGUGCAGUUCACUCCUCUGUGGCUUCACGUUACAGGCUGCAGGUCUCUGUGUAAGGCGGCAGAUGUAGACGUGUAGACUGCAGACGUGCUAAUGGUUAGUAUAAAUCACAGUUGGAAAACGGAGCCAGCAAGUUACAGCACCUCGUUUUCUCUGUAAGAUGUCAGAUCGCCACGUUUAGUGAUGGCAGAUUUUACUCAACAUAGUCACAAGAAAAGAAGAAAAAGUUUUGCCAUAUAGCUGUGUAUUUCUAACUCUGUGACAAAACUCAAGAUACAGCCCAAAUGAAAAUGAGAUCCCCCUGAUGUGAGGAUGUCGGUGAAGAAUAAUGUUCUUGUCAGUGAUGAUUCUCCUCCCUCGAAAAUAUACAGGACUGCGACGCAAGCCAGGUAAAUGGUCGAAAGCAUGCUGAUCUGACAAAGACAGAACUAUCCCAUCAGGGCUGUCAGUUAACCCCUUGUCAUAAAGUAAUUGCCUAAUCAUCUGUUUUCCAUACUUGAACCUUUAAAAAAUACCAGUUUUAAAAUUAUUUAUAUUUAAAUGUGCCCACCCUACCGCCCUUAUAUCUUGAUGGAAACUUUGCGUAAGGAAGCUGUUAUGUUGUUGUGACUUUGCUGUUCUAAGCAGUUAUUUCUAAGAAACUAAAAGUAGUAGCUGCUUCUUAGUCCACUGCUCUGCUGAGAACGUCUGAGUGUUCCUCACUUCCUUAUUGUUUCUACAGCCAGUCAAGGAUUCGAAUGUUUCCAUCUCAGCUUUACUUAAUGCCAUCUUUCCAACUGUGCUUUAAAUGUAAUGUAUACAUAAUAAUAUCUUGUAACAGUUUUGAGAAAGUCUUACUGCAAGAAUCAUUGCAAGUUUCCAUUGAAAUGUGUGGCUUCUGAGUACCGUUCAUCCUGUUGGAUAUUACUUGGGUAGUGUUAGCAAGUGCCCACGAAUCAGACUUAAAAAACAACUUACAGUCGGCCUUCCGUAUCUGCGGGUUCCGUGCCCACCGAUUCAGCAAAGCAUGGAUCAAAGAUAUUUAAAAAAAAAAAAAUAUUCCAGAAAGUUCCAAAAAGGAGAGCUUGAAUUUGCCAUGCGUUCGCAACUAUUUGCCUAACAUUUAUAUUGAAUUAGGUAUCAUAAGUAAUCUAGAGAUGAUUUAAAGUACAUGGGAGGAUGUGUGGAAGUUAUGUGCAAGUGCUACGUCAUUUUAUGUAAGGGACUUGAGCAUCCUCGGGUUUUGGUAGUCCUGGGGGUCCUGGAGCGGAUCCCCUGCAGACACUGAGGGGCGACUGUGUUUUAUGGUCUAGGUCCAACCUUAGAGUUCAGAUGGAACUUUUUUUUUUUAAAGCUUGAUGUAAGCUCUGGGAUAAUACCAAGUACUACCAACUUCCUUUUCUUCCAAAACAGAUUUCUUCUAAGUGCAGUUAGUUGUUCACAUGUCUUUCUACUUCUUUGUUCUUUAUAUCACUCUGAAGUUUCCUUUUUCUUGCCGGAACUAUUUUUUAUUAAUUUUACUUUUUAAUUUCAGUGCUACUGAGAUUUUCUUUUUUUACCUUAAAGAAAUUCUUUUGGGUGAUAGAGUCUGUAGAGUUUUCAUGCUGAAUUUUUUUCCCUACCUAAAAAUGAAUUUCUGUUCAGCUCUGAAUGAGCCUCAUUCAGUGCAACAUGGAUAUUUUCUGGUGGGUUUUUCAGAGGGGUUUUGGUUGCCAUUUGGCAUGUGCUUGGCCAAGUUGUUAUAGCAGAGCUUUGUUUUUGAUUAAUCAGCAGUUAAUUAUUGACCAUUUAAACAACAUGACUUUCAUUUUCCUUUCCUCAGACAGAUAUGCUUUCUCUCCAGGUCAUUUUGUAUGUGUGAAAUAAUAAACUGCUUUGUGUGGUUUUUUUCAUCAGAGAUUCUAGAAUAAGUUUGAGUUUGGUGUGAACAUCAAUUGGUCUUUUCAGUUCAAAGAACUGCAGAAUAAGUAAAAUAAUCAGAAUUCCCACUGAAUAAGCAUUACCUAAUUAAACAUAGCGAUCUCCAAGACCUAUUUGUGAAAAUAGUUUCCUUUUUUAUGGUGGCAUUGAAAUUGCUGAGAAAGUAACUGAAUUCCCUAACUUGAGAUAAUUAAGAUACAGUAUUAUCUUGCUCUGGUAUAGCUGAUCUUACAUGUUUAAUAUUUUCCACGUAUAUACAUUUCAAGAGCAAAGCUAUAAACAUAUAGGAAUGUAUCUCUAGCGACCUGCGCUGGAGAGAGUCACCUUGCCUAAGAGCCAGUGUGUGAAAACCAAUUUCAAGUUAAAUUUCAGAUUUCAGCUGUUGUUAUUAAGAAAAUUAAAUUUACUGAAAUCGCCAUUUUAAGAAGAGACACCUGUUAUCCUUAGAAUUGUUUCCUACUGGAGCUGUUUUUAAAAAGAGAACCCAGAAAAAGCCUAUAAAAAUACAAGAUUAAAACUUUAAAUGUAUUGCAAGAUACAAAUUGCUACCUUAAAUGUUACUUAGGCGCUCUGGUUUUUCUUCUAGCUCCACAAAGGUAGUACUUUGUCUUUUAUGAUUUACCAGACGUUGUUUCUUGCUAACCAUCCCUUUAACUAUUGAGAAACCCUCAAUUUCUACCACCACCCUCAUGUGCGCUCCUAAAUCUCAAAGGAUGUGUCUUAAUGGAUCUGAUUGUUCACUCCGCUUUUUGCCACCUGACCCACACAGUAUUGAGCAGUUAGAAAUAACGGAUAAUGUUCUAACCAUGAUUUCUUGUUCAGAGUAUCAGCUAGUGAUGUCCGCCACAUGGUAUAAAGGUAACAGGAAAGAGCAAGUGGCACGUUAGUCUUCAGAGCGCUCGUUAUAUUAGGUUUCUUGAGUUCUCCAUCUACCUGGGGUUGGAUAUUUAUUGGCUGAGGUUUCCCUGUAAAGCUGCUGAAGACCAUUGUUAUAAGGAGUGAAUCAAUCUUACUGGCAUUUAACAUUCUCUUAAAGCACAUUCAGGAAGUGGCAUUGUUACUACUUUAAAUUAGAAUAUGAGAUUAAACAGAUUACAAAAAAUUUUAAUGUAACAUUUAAAUUUUUUGAAAUGUUUGAAAAUAUCUACUUUGGAAUAAACUUUAAGGAAACAGUCACAGGAGCUUCUAAAUGUUUUCGAAGGGAGGUACCUAACAGAAAAGAAUAUAGGCUUAGUAAUGUGAACUGUGGUUAAAUCCUAAACCCAGUUAUACAGUAUUAGUCUAAAGCUUCUAAAACUGGAGUGUUCAGAAAAUCCAGAGACAUUCAUAUACUUAAAGUUUCAGUAAUGUAUUAGACCAGACUUUAUUUGCAAUUUGUUCAACAGAGAGAUUUUAUUUUGAUACGAAUAUUAAGCAUAAAGCAUAGUAAGUUUUAUAUAAUUCUAUAAGUUCAUUAAACAAUAUUACAGAAUUUUCAUUAUAUUCUUUGGGAGUCUUUUUAGCUGUUUCUACAUCUCAUAUAUGAGGUGUCUUCUGUGUUUUAUUUUGCAUACUAGCAUGUGACUGCCUGCCUUAGAACUAUGUAUAGGAGGGGAAACCGAUAUUACUUAAAAUUUUUGUUUUGAUGUUCUGAAAUGAAUUUCAUCAUUAGUUCUUUUUUCUCUUUUGAUGUUUGAGCAGUUGAGGGGAAGGGGCAAAUUCCAUAGGUUUCAACCCAGAAUAGAAGGAGUAUCUGUUUACAAAUAUGUCCUGUUUUAAGAUAUGGACAUUUUAAGCAGGAUAGAGCUAGCGGAUCUCCAACUUUAGCCAGCGUCAGCAUUAGCUGGAGGCCUUGUUAAAGUACAGGCUGCUGGACCUGCCCCACGGUUUCUGAUGCCGGGCCGGAGCCUGAUCAUCUGCGUCUCCAGCAAGUUCCCAGGCAGCACUGACGUUGCUGGUCCAGGCACCGCGCUUUGAGAACCGCGGGUCUAGAGGAAGCCUGAGGGUCUCUUCAGCCACGCAUGUAUUUACUCAGUGUACAAAACUGAUCUCUUGAGACAUUUUUAUAAUUCUGAUGCGGCGACGGGGACGUUCAUGGAGAAAGACCUCCGUGGAGUGCCGGGCCCUCUGGGGGGUGGCCACCCCCGCCCCCCGCCCCUCAGCGCUCACCCCGUCUGAGGUCUGUGCUGCUGCUCUUCCCCGUGACGGGGCAGGAGCUCUCGCACUUGGAGGGUGAGUUUGGUUUUGUGUACACUGCAGCCUGGGCUUUGGUCUGGAAGCUGUGCGUGCGUUUGGAGCGCUUAGAGUCAGUCUUGAUGCUCCACACACGCGGAGGUGAGGAUUGUGGAAGGGAGCCAUCCGACUGUCCCGAGAAUGCAGUUCGCGUUUAUCGAGGCCCCAGGUACCGGAGGCCCCGUCCUACGAUGGCAGUGACCUGAAGCAUAGAAAACGAUAGAUAAACCCCGAAUGGUGUAGUCGUAGUUGUUAUGUUUUGGGGGAUGAGGGAGGCGAGGGCAAAGGAUUUGCUUUUCAAAUUAUGUGUUUCUCAGGUUAACAAAGUUAAUUUGGAUUCUCUGCCGUGCCGGUAGGUGUUAGGGGAGCCUGAAUUGUUGUACGUGGCAGAAAAUUGAUAAUUGUCUCUGAUUCCUUUGCUACCUUAAAAAAAAUCUAUAUAUGUUUGCAAAAAAAAGUCUAGAGGAAUCUACCACCUACACAGCAUGAGUUAUUCAUAAACCAUAGGUGCACAUGUAUGAGCAAGUUAUUUUUGAGAAAGAAGCUGCCUACAGUAUAAUAAACCUACAGGUCUUUGGGUGUUAAUAUUCCCCCUGGAGUGCAGCUUGAGGGGUAUUGGGCUCUGCCUCUGGUUUUUUGUUUGGCUUUGAAUUUACCGAGACCCUAGAAAGAAAAGAAAUUAUUUUUAAGGUAAUAGAUUAUAGAAUGACUUAGAUGUAGACCGUAUGAUAAGCAUCAUAGAACACACAGCUUUGGAAUUCUUAAAACACAGUACUUCCUCCUUGAAAGGCAAGAUAACCUCUGGUGGGAUUGUUUGUAUGUUCAGCACAGGUUACUUUAUCUAGUUCCAACUCAUAGGGAGCUUCAGUUUAUUUAUUCUUUGCACGAUGCCUUGGAAGUGAAGACCUCUGUGUCUUUCAGCUGCUCAGAGGGCUCUUUUGUCCAGGAUGAAGUGCUGACGUGUCAGUUACACCUGAAUGUUUCUCAGCCCCCCCCCCCCAUACAGAGCAGGAGUCUUGGAUUUUUACAUGUCCAGACCAUGCCUACUUCCUGUAAACCCGUGUGUAUGACAUUGUACUGUAUCCGCUUUCUGUGCCAGUCAUCCCACCUGAUUCUUUGAAACCCAUGAAGGUACUGGUUAAGUGUAGUAGUUGUAUCCUAGGUAAAUCCAGUGAUUAAAAUACCUCUCCUCUCAAUUAUAAAGGUAAUGGGUUUUGCAUCUUAUUAAAGGGUUCUGUCAUUAGUGACACAGGUUUUGUUUUUGUUUUUGUUUUUGUUUUUUUAAUGCUUCAAGAAUACAGUUCUUAUCUAAACGUGUUCAGCUAACUUCAUACAAUCACGUGGCAAAUUCAUACUGGGUCUUAUUUGGGCAAAAGCCUCCUAAAGGAAGGUUACAUAAAACUGAUCAGUUUCCAUCUCUUAAAAGUACCAGUUGUACAGCCAUCUAAUAAUCAUAAUUUCUGGCAAAAUUAUUAUUUUUUUCUUUGCAGUUAAUGAUACCUCAUCUGAGAGUUCUAAUACCUAAAGAGUUUAUGCUUAAAAGUAAAAAUGACUUUGUACCAUAAAAUAACCCCAAAGCCACUCUCUAGGGUUUUUAUUUUCUUCCUUUUUUGUCAUUUUCUUUUUUAACUUAGUUUUAGAAUUACUUUAGUCGCUUUGGUUCCUUAGAACAAGUUUUCAAUUUGGAGGUCUCUAAUUCCUACAUUGUGACCAUUGUCUCAGUGAAGUUCUUUUGUUUUAAAAGAUUCAUGGUAACACAAAAUGUAUUUUACUGCUACAACUAAAAUGUAUUUAUAAUAAAAUGCCUUUUUAAUAA